AUGAAGGUUGAUGUUCUUAUCGUGGGCGCUGGUCCUGCAGGACUCAUGGCAGGGGCCUGGAUGGCCAGGACCGGUGUGAAGACUCUGAUAAUCGACCAGAAGCCGUGUCGCACCCAGUCCGGCCAUGCUGAUGGCAUCGAAAGCCGCACGCUGGAGAUCCUCGACAGUUUCGGGAUCGGCGAGGGGGUCUGGAGAGACUCGAACCGGACCAUCGAGUUGUCUUUAUGGUAUCAACAACAAGGCGUCCUGCAACGAGAGGCCGUCAUGCAGAACUGCAACCCCGGGCUCUCUCGAUACCAGGAAUGCACGCUGGGUCAGGGGAAGAUCGAACAGCGACUUUUAGACCUGAUCCAUGCUCACGACUGUGUAGAGGUGCAAUGGAACACCUCACCGGUGGAUUUGAGGGUGAACAUCCCUGGGGAAUACCGGAUUGAGAUGCAGAUCCAAACGGUCCAAGAGGUUGAGAUCAAGACAAUUCACGCAAAAUACCUGCUGGGCUGCGAUGGCGCACAUAGCUGGGUGAGAGAACGACUUGGCCUGCGUCUCGAAGGAGACAAGAUGGACGAACACUGGGGUGUUUUUGAUGCCAUUCCAAUCACAGAUUUCCCCGACAUUCGUAAACGAUGCAUCGUCAGAUCCCCUGUUGGCCAUCUCAUGGUCAUUCCUCGCGAAGCCCGUCUGGUCCGCUGCUACGUCCAGCUGGACUGUCGCACUGCAGCCGAGUUCAAGAAGAAUUACCAUGCAGAUAUCCUUGUCAAGCUGGUUGCCACCAUUCUCCAGCCGUAUCGCUUCGAAGCCUCCCAGUUGGAAUGGUCGACCAUCUACACCGUCGGACAACGUCUCUGCCAAACACUGUCAAUGCACAACCGCGUCUUCCUCGCCGGCGACGCCAUCCACACGCACUCGCCCAAAGCCGGCCAGGGGAUGAACGUCAGCAUGCAAGACACGUUCAAUCUCGGCUGGAAGCUCGCAGCGGUGCUCAAAGGCCAAGCCAGCGCCCGGAUCCUGCGUACCUACGAGGUGGAACGUCUGGCUGUUGCCGUCCGGCUGGUCGAGUUCGACAAACGCAUGGUCCAAGCCGUGUGUGGGAGGACGCUCAACGCACACACCAGGAAUAGCAUCCUGCAGGAGGAGAAUAGCUCGGCGUCGGGGCUGACGGCUCGGUAUUGUCCCAGUCUGCUCACUGUCCCUCGGGGGGAUCUGGCGGCGAAUCUGACUGUCGGGAUGCGUUUCCCCAGCACCCCAGUCUUCUGUCAGAGUGAUGCCCGGCCAUGGCAUCUCCAGCAGCUGUUGCAGAGCACGGGAGCAUGGCAUCUCCUCGUCUUUGGCGGCAAUCUUUCUGCUGUCUCACAGAUGAAAAGGGUGGAACGGUUGGCAGCUGCCGUGGCAGACCAUCAUCUAGGUAUAUUAUCCGCGUAUCUCAUCCAUUGUGCGUCCCGACAGGAGGUGGACUUGAUGGAUCUGCCUGCUCUCUUCCGCCCUUUUGAUGCCUCGCAUGGAUACGACUAUUGGAAGGUGUUUGCAGACAGGCAGCCGUCUGUUUCUAGUCAUGGACCGGGAGAAGCAUAUCGGUUCUAUGGAGUAGGCGAGGAGGGAUGUGUUGUUCUUUUACGCCCAGACCAGCAUGUUUCUUUCAUUGGGAGUCUGGAGGAUAUCAACAGUAUUGUUGUGAUCUUUACAUCAAUUGGAUGGAAUGAUAGAGAUAGCUAA
This is a messenger RNA of Penicilliopsis zonata CBS 506.65, 1710 nucleotides long. RefSeq lists its product as hypothetical. Gene Ontology annotation, molecular function: FAD binding. The transcript is spliced from 6 exons. Lineage: Eukaryota; Fungi; Ascomycota; Eurotiomycetes; Eurotiales; Aspergillaceae. Bases 1 to 1710 code for a protein of 569 amino acids. The record is from RefSeq and is a predicted model, not a curated record.